Contarinia nasturtii (swede midge) is the source of this 2678-nucleotide messenger RNA. It is a transcript of the gene Usp5, whose product is annotated as ubiquitin carboxyl-terminal hydrolase 5. Gene Ontology annotation, biological process: protein deubiquitination. NCBI's taxonomy places the organism in Eukaryota, Metazoa, Arthropoda, Insecta, Diptera, Cecidomyiidae. The record is from RefSeq and is a predicted model, not a curated record. The transcript is spliced from 7 exons. The coding region runs from base 179 to 2629 and encodes 816 amino acids. Gene Ontology annotation, molecular function: cysteine-type deubiquitinase activity; protein binding; zinc ion binding.
UGUCAUUCGAUUACAGCGAAAAGAUAGAAGCGCUUAUCCAUCAAAAUAGUUUGAUAUUUAGAUUCAUUUAGUGAAUAGAGUUUAGCGGUUUUAUGCACCAUUGUUUUCACUGAGUUAUUACUUACAAUCAAAGUUUUUUUUUUUCUAUUUCAUUUGAAACAUUCGAUUCACAUAAAACAUGGAGGUGUUGAGUGCACACUUGAAAGCUAUUCGAGUUCCAUGCGGUUCGGAUAAUGUCUAUAAAGAUGAAUGCGUUUAUUCAUACGACACACCGGAAACUCCAACUGGACUGUAUGUGAGUUUAUGGUCCUUCCUUGGUUUUGGUCAUGAAUACGUUGAAGGUUAUUAUAAAAAGACUGGCAAUGCUGUAUUUUUACACAUUUAUCGUGAAAAAAUUGAAAUACCCGGAUCAAAUGAAACACAAAAUGAUGGUCCCGAAAAGAAAAUCACACGAUUGGCAAUUGGCGUUGAAGGCGGUUUCGAUCCAAAUGAAAACAAACGAAAAUACGAAUACAAAGAUCAUUUGAGUGUGGUUGUUUUUCCGAAUGCCGUUAAAAUUCCAUAUCCAAACAUUGAUUUGCCAUUGUUGGUUAGCAAUGCCGUCGAAGCGAUUAUGUCAGCCGAAUCGGUGACUAACAAAUUGGAAAAAGAUGCACUCACUGGUACUUGGGAUGGUGAAAAGCGUCAGGUAUCGCAAUAUGCAAACAAUUUACAACAAUUAGACAAUGGAAAGAAAAUUCCACCAUCCGGAUGGAAAUGCGAAAAAUGUGAUUUAACCAAUAAUUUAUGGUUGAAUUUAACGGAUGGUUCGAUUUUAUGUGGUCGUCGAUUUUUCGAUGGUUCCGGUGGCAAUGAUCAUGCCAUUCAACAUUACAAUGUAUGCGGUUAUCCGUUGGCUGUUAAACUGGGAACAAUUACCCCAGAUGGCAAAGGCGAUGUAUUCAGCUAUGUUGAAGACGAUAUGGUUGAAGAUCCAAAAUUGAUUGAGCAUUUGGCACAUUUUGGUAUUAAAUCAAAUCAAUUGGAAAAGACUGAAAAAUCAAUGGUUGAACUCGAAUUGGAUUUGAAUCAACGAAUUGGUGAAUGGAGCAUUUUAACCGAAAGUUCAAGCAAUCUGGAGCCAAUCUGUGGGCCCGGUUACACUGGCAUGAAAAAUCUUGGAAAUUCAUGUUAUAUGAACAGUGUGAUGCAAACAUUAUUCACAAUUCCCGACUUCAUCGAUCGUUUCGUCACAAAAUCAUCGAAAAUUUUUGAACGUUACCCCAAUGAUCCGACCAAUGAUUUUGAUAUUCAAUUUGCAAAGCUUGGUACCGGCUUAUGGAGCGGUAAAUAUAGUGGCGUUGCCGAUAACACAUUGGACUCAGAUAAUACUGGUAUUUCGCCGGUUAUGUUCAAAAAUUUGAUUGGAAAAAAUCACAAAGAUUUCUCCAGCAAAUUACAACAAGAUGCUCAAGAAUUUUUACUGCAUAUUAUCAGUGAAUUGCAAAAGCAUAGCCGCAACGAAACAAAUCCGGCCGAUGCGUUAAAAUUUUCGGUCGAAGAUCGUCUUGAGUGCUGCGCCAGCGGCAAGGUGAAAUACACGAAACGUGAUGAAUAUUGUCUGCCAUUGCAUAUUCCAUUGCAGAAAGCAACAAAUGCAGCUGAGGUUCGGGCAUACGAUCUAAAAGUGACCGAAGCUGAGAGUCGUGGUCAAAAGAUUGAUCCAAAUUUACAUGUUCGGCCACGAAUUCCAUUGCAAUGUUGCUUAGAUCGUUUCGGUCAGACCGAAAUUGUUGAACAAUUCUAUAGCACGGCAAUUAAUGGCCAGACAAAUGCAAAGAAAACCACCCGUCUGGCAACAAUGCCCGAUUAUAUAAUUUUGCAUUUGAAAAAAUUUACAUUGCGUGAGGAUUGGACAUGUGUUAAGCUUGAUGUUGCUGUUGAAAUUCCUGACAUUUUGGAUUUGGGAUCGUUGCGUUCAACCGGCUUGCAGCCGAAUGAAGAAUUAUUGCCGGAGUUGGAUCGAGAACCACCACAACCUGAACUCAAUGAAACAUUUAUCGCUCAAUUGGUCGAUAUGGGCUUUCCAAUUGACGCAUGCAAACGUGCUGUAUUCUUUACGAAAAAUGUCGGCCUUGAACCAGCCACACAAUGGAUCAUGGAACAUAUUUCGGACAGUGAUUUCGGUGAUCCAUUUGUGCCACCCGGCACAGAUUUAUCAAAGAAUGCAGCUGCAUUUGUGCCAGAUGCAUCCGGAUUGGAGAUGCUUAUGAAUAUGGGAUUUAAUGCUGUUCAAGCAACAAAAGCACUUAAGGAAACAAACAACAACGUCGAACGGGCCGCCGAUUGGAUAUUCUCUCAUCAAAUGGAAAUCGAUAACUUGGAAGAUGGCAUCGAAAUUGAGACCAUUGAGAAUGCACCAGCACCAGCACCAGAACCAACUGCAGCUCAAUCAAAUCAACGGGAUGGAGACAGUCAAUACAAAUUGGUCGCAUUUAUAUCGCAUAUGGGCUCAUCAUCACAAGUCGGUCAUUAUGUGUGUCACAUUUUGAAAAACGAUAAAUGGGUUAUAUUCAAUGACAGCAAAGUUGCCAUUUCACAGAAUCCUCCAAAGGAAUUAGGCUAUUUGUAUUUGUAUCAACGGCUCUAAGUCAAUAAUGAUUCGAAUAAGAAAAAUAAAACAUCAUCAUUCAAAGCAA